Molecule: messenger RNA, 537 nt
Organism: Varanus komodoensis (Komodo dragon)
Lineage: Eukaryota; Metazoa; Chordata; Lepidosauria; Squamata; Varanidae
Gene: S100A6
Product: S100 calcium binding protein A6
Exons: 3
Coding region: 175-447 (90 amino acids)
Cellular component (GO): cytoplasm; perinuclear region of cytoplasm; nucleus
Molecular function (GO): S100 protein binding; calcium ion binding
Source: RefSeq, a predicted model, not a curated record
GGUGGGGUUUGGAAGAUGUGGGCAUGGCUUUGGGAUCCGAUCAGGUGACUUCUGGGGGCGCCACCUCGCCUAUAAGUCCGGGCUCCAAGUUCGUGCUGGCUCACAGCUCGGCUUCUCCAGCGGCCCAGCAUCUCUCUCUCUCCGUGCGAUCUACUUCCUGCCUGUCCUUGCAAGAUGGCAUGCCCACUCGAUCAAGCCAUUGGCCUCCUGGUUACUAUUUUCCACAAAUAUGCAGGCAAAGAGGGUGAUAAAAACACCCUCAGUAAGAAAGAGUUGAAGGAGCUGAUCCAGAAGGAGAUGACCAUUGGACCCAAAUUGAAUGACGCAGAGAUCCAGAGACUCAUGUGCGAUCUGGACCGUAACAAAGACGACGCUGUGAACUUUCAGGAGUAUGUCACCUUCUUGGGUGCCGUAGCCAUGAUUUACAACGAAGCUUUGACACAGUAAGCUGGGCCAGACAGCUUGGGAGGUUGUGAUCUCGAAAAAUGCCUCUAUAGAUGGUUCCAAUAUCUAAUAAAAAUUAAGUUUUGUACAGUU